AUGACUGAUAACCGGCUGCUGCUUGAGGAAGAGUUGCAAGUCUUACAGUCAAUCUAUCCAGAUUAUAUCCUAGAGGUUACUGUUGAUACGGUCAGAUUGGAAGUCCCAAUUGAGUUUGGUACCCCUCGACGUGUCUUGGUCGUCACACAAAGUGAAUCUGCACUGAAUGCUGACGCACCCGCUGGGUCGUCGAAGAGCAUUCCUUCGCUCAAUUUGUCAUACCUGCCACCUAUACUCCUUACAGUCAAGUUUACAAAUGGAUAUCCAUCUGAGCUCCCUCCCAUUAUAACUUCUGUACACGCGACCCAUUCAUGGCUUCCCAGUGAGGCACUGCUAGCUAGUACUCUUCGUGAGACAUGGUCUGAAGGAGAAGGAGUGCUGUGUAAUUGGGUUGAGAUGCUGCGUAGUGGAGAUUUUCUGAACUUAUUACAACCUAUUGCUAGAGACGAUGCCAUACGGCUCCCACAUAAAGCAUCGCAACCUCCACUAACUCAAAUCCUUGAAGCGUACAACCUAAACGCGGCUAACAAGGAGUUCUCACAAACCUCUCACCCUUGUUCGAUAUGCUUUUCUUCCCUGAAAGGAGUGCGGUGCAUACAGCUCGAAUGCAAGCAUGUUUUCUGCCGGGACUGCCUUCAAGAGUUCUGGAGCUUCUGCAUAGCCGAAGGUUCUGUAGAACGAGUAGGCUGCGCAGACCCUGCUUGUGUUAAGAAAGCAAGUAUGGCUUCCGAAGAAGAAGUGCGGCGCGUCGUGAGCGAAAAAGAGGUUAUAAGAUGGAAAUGGCUACGAACGAAGAAAGAGAUUGAGAAAGAUCCCAGUAUUAUACAUUGCCCAAUACCGUUGUGCCAGGCUGCUGUGCCAAAGCCACCGACAGAUCCCAAUGCAUCUUCUGGUUGGGAUCGGUUCCGGAGAUGCUCGGCUUGUGGUUUCAGCUUCUGCUCGUUUUGCAAGAAUACUUGGCAUGGGCCAUUAUCUGAAUGUCCGAAGUCUGUAACGCAUGCUCUAAUCAUGGAAUACCUGGGUCUGCCGGAAGGUUCACCAGGACGCGCGGCUCUGGAGCGGAAGUUUGGAAAAGGUGUCGUACUCAGGCUUGUGAAAGCGUACGAAGACGAAAAGUCAACGAACGAAUGGCUGCAAGGCUCGACGACUUCCUGUCCGGGCUGUAAUAUCGCAGUUGAAAAGUCUACUGGCUGCAAUCAUAUGAUGUGUGUGAAAUGUAAUCAACACUUCUGCUACCGUUGCGGAGCAAGGCUGCAAGCAAGCAAUCCAUACGCUCAUUUCUCUAUACAGGGCUCGGAGUGCUACGGGAAGUUGUUUGAUAUUAACCGGAGCGCCGAGGCGGACGGAUGGCAGGCCAUUGCAAUGGAAGGGUUCGAGGCUCUGUAGUGCCUGAAAAUUCAUUAGCACAUAAUAUGUACACUGGAAUGACUGUAAUUGGUGGAAUGUACACUAGCGUAUAAU
Fomitiporia mediterranea MF3/22 is the source of this 1461-nucleotide messenger RNA. RefSeq lists its product as uncharacterized. Gene Ontology annotation, cellular component: ubiquitin ligase complex; cytoplasm. Lineage: Eukaryota; Fungi; Basidiomycota; Agaricomycetes; Hymenochaetales; Hymenochaetaceae. The transcript is spliced from 5 exons. Gene Ontology annotation, biological process: protein polyubiquitination; positive regulation of proteasomal ubiquitin-dependent protein catabolic process; ubiquitin-dependent protein catabolic process. The coding region runs from base 1 to 1386 and encodes 461 amino acids. Gene Ontology annotation, molecular function: ubiquitin conjugating enzyme binding; ubiquitin protein ligase activity; zinc ion binding. The record is from RefSeq and is a predicted model, not a curated record.